CGGCUCGCUAGCCAACUGGUUUCGGCUUCCUCCCUAAUUGAAAGACCGUCUGAAGGGAGAAGGGGAGUACGUGUGGGGUGCGUGACAAAAUGUGUUGGAGUCAGGUCUUUGUGACCAGCUGCUGGCUGGUACUGGCGAUCCAGCUGUUAUGUCUAGAGGCAGUACCUAUCAGCAUGGACAAGACGAAGGUCAAGGAGCCAGAGCAAAAAGCUGAAGAACCCGCUGCGAGUGUGGACACUGGACUGCACUAUGACCGCUACCUGAGGGAAGUCAUCGAUUUUCUGGAAAAAGAUCAGCACUUCAGAGAGAAGCUCCACAACACAGACAUGGAAGACAUAAAGCAAGGGAAGCUGGCCAAAGAGUUGGACUUUGUCAGCCAUCACGUCAGAACAAAACUGGACGAGCUGAAAAGGCAGGAGGUGAACCGACUGCGGACACUGAUUAAAGCCAAGCAGGACCUGGAGGGGGGGAACGAUGUGGCUGUGGAUCACCAGGCACUCCUGAAACAGUUCGAGUACCUAAACCACAUGAACCCACACACAUUUGAAGUUGAGGACCUGGACCGGCUCAUCAAAUCCGCCACUAAUGACCUGGAGAACUACGACAAGGAGAGACAUGAGGAGUUCAAGAGGUACGAGAUGAUGAAGGAGCACGACAGACGGGAACACCUGAAGACGCUAGAUGAGGAGGAGAGGAGGAGAGAGGAGGAGCAUUACGAAGAGAUGAAGAAGAAACACGCAGACCACCCGAAAGUCAACCACCCUGGUAGCCAGAAUCAGCUGAAGGAGGUUUGGGAGGAAGCUGACGGUUUGGACCCUGAAGAUUUUGACCCCAAGACAUUCUUCAACCUGCACGAUACCAAUGGAGAUGGCUUCUUUGAUGAACAGGAACUGGAAGCACUGUUUACCAAGGAGCUGGAGAAGAUAUAUGACCCCACCAACGAAGAGGAUGAUAUGGUAGAGAUGGAGGAGGAGAGGCUGCGUAUGAGAGAGCAUGUUAUGAAUGAGGUGGAUUCCAACAAGGACAGACUGGUCUCCUUAGACGAGUUCCUGGUCGCUACGAAGAAAAAGGAAUUUCUCGAGCCAGACAGUUGGGAGACCUUGGAGCAGAACCAGGCCUACACAGAUGAGGAGAUGAGGGAGUUUGAGGAGCACCUUGUCCAGCAAGAGCAGGAUCUCAAUCAGAAAGCAGUUGACCUCCAGAAACAGAGAGAGGAGCUGGAGAGACAACAGGAACAGCUCAAUGCACAGAAGAUGGAGCUGCAGCAGGCAGUGGAACAUAUGGAACGGCUGAAAACGCAGAAAGUAGAACCUCCUCCGGAGAUACAGGGAAAUGGUGUUCCAGAGCUGCAUGGUGUUGACAACGAGUUACCUCCUGGUUACCAAGCCCUCUCCCAGGACCAUCAGCCGGUACCUCAAGACCAUCAGGAUACACUCCAGCAGGUGGACCACAAGGAAAUUGCUCAGACUCAUGACUUGUCCCAGCAGGGCCUCCCCCAUUCUCCCCCACACCAUGAUCUGCCCCCAGGCCACGUAGACGUUCCUCAGGGCCAACAUGCGGUACCGUAAGGUUACUGUUGUCGGGACCUGGCGCACUUUUUUAACCCAGCAGAUAGGAUUGGGACCAUAACGUAGACAUGCCUGAUCCAAUGGCCCCACAACCACAGACAAUUUCAGUAGCUAUGCUACUCCACCUCGACACCAGAGUGCAGACCAGCAAGUCCCGCUACGCCUUUUGGCCUCUGCUGUUUUUCCCCAGACCACACUUGAGAUGGAGGGCGUCAGGGGAUAGAAGAUCGAAUUUUAAGCUGCUCCCCCAGGGAAUCUGGUUUCAGAUUCCCAGUACAUGGAUUGUGUGUAAAAGUGUGUGUUUGGUUUUUCCUUGCAAAGGGUUUUGGCUGCGUUUAAUGGAUUGCAAUCAUAACAUUUUCGCAACACUUUCUGGGAGCCACAUCAUAAAGAGAGAUAAUCGCAAUUUUUGUUCAGCUUUCCUUUUGUGUACUCCACGCUUUGUGAAAGAGCAGAACUGAAAACCAGAUGAAGCUGAUCUGCUGACCCGUGCUCCCAGGCGGGUCUGGUUUACGAAGCACGAUUUCAAGGUGUCGCAUUGCAUUUCUGAUUUGACUACCAUCUCUUUUUCAGAUACCCCAGGCUCUCACACAAGGUGUUUGAGUAAAGCUGCUUUUUUUGUUUUUCAUAUUCAUACAGUUUUUUUUCCCCCCUGGACAGUAUCGCAUUCUGACAUGUUGAGUACAAGAUAGCUGAGAGAGUUUGUUAAAAAUAAAUCCUAUCCCGAGCCUUAUGAACCACAAGACAACCCCACUAAAUUGCAAACCUAAAUUUGGAGAACUUCUGGAUGGCCUAUCCCAAAAUAUGUCACUCACAUCAUCGGGGGGGGGGGGGCACUUUCUGAUUUCUGAUUUCCAGCCUCAAGUCUUUCAGAUGCUUACAUGGUGGUUAAUGUCACAGUAAGUCAGCUUUCUCAAAAUGCUCUUCAGUAGGGGUGGGACGAUCCACAAAGUUCACGGUUCGAUACGUGUCCCGGUUCAGGAUCAGGAUGUGGAUUCGGUACGACACAGUGGACGCCUUGGUGAGCAUUUAUUUGAAGAAUCGGGCCCAACAUGUUGGCAUUAUCAAGACACGUAGUCAGACAUAAUGCCAGUGCAAAAGUUCCAGCAACAUUUUGUGCCAUCUUUCCUUUUCGUGUUGCUUUACUUUAAAACUUGAAACUAAAAACCACUAGAGCGACCAAGGCAGUCCUUUUGACCGUUUUGGAUUUUCAAAGUUUAAUAACUUUGUGAAAUAAAAAAAAGAUACAGACCUGCCGCUCCCCGAACGCCCCUAAAAUUGCAUAUAUUUGCAUUAAAAUGUGUUUUAGAUCAAUUGCGUUAAAAAAAGUUACAAGAUCUACCUAAAACGACCAUGAGCGGUCAAAAUGACCUCGUGUAAUUUGCGCGUCAUGUCACGUGUGUUGUUACGUCAUUUCCGUCGCAACGUUCAGUUCCGGGUUUUAUAGGCGUGGUUCCGUGUGUUAAGAUUAGCAGCGUGUGUUUUCCGGUUUGUUUUUCAGGCGUUAUGUCCCAACAUGUGUGAGUACAGACGCGCCGUGACCGCCCCCGAGGCGCUGCGGUGUUUGCAGGCGUUGGACGGCGGCCAUUUUAAAUUGUUUGAAAACCAGUAGUGUAGCGAGACUGACUAGCCCUGGGCUAACGGGUCAGACCCUUUAGUCGGCUGGUUACCGUAGUCGCCUGUGGUGCGGGAGACCCGGGUUCACGUCCCGGCUGCCUCCUGAAUCCGCUGCAGUGUUAAAGUUGUUAAAAUGUCAAAUUUCGGUGUCAGUCGUUUCAUAACAGACACACUAACACAUGCAAUGCGUGCGUAUCUCAGCUGGGUAUUUAUCUUGACGCAAUGCAGAGUUUAAAAACCGGCCGUCAUUUUGACCGCCCGUGGUCGUUUUAGGUAGGCGUGAAAUCCCGGUCGUU
This is a messenger RNA of Lampris incognitus (smalleye Pacific opah), 3481 nucleotides long. It is a transcript of the gene nucb2a, whose product is annotated as nucleobindin 2a. The record is from RefSeq and is a predicted model, not a curated record. Bases 90 to 1568 code for a protein of 492 amino acids. The transcript has 13 exons. Gene Ontology annotation, cellular component: endoplasmic reticulum-Golgi intermediate compartment; extracellular exosome. Gene Ontology annotation, molecular function: calcium ion binding. NCBI's taxonomy places the organism in Eukaryota, Metazoa, Chordata, Actinopteri, Lampriformes, Lampridae.